UGUAGAUUUAUCCAUAAAUUGAGCGUGGAUAAGGGAAAUGAUCACAUAUAUGGAUUUUUGGAGCCUGAGUCAAUCCAAAAAAGUGGGAACAAAGUCGAAGAAAUACAAGCUUACAUUCAAAAUUGGAUGUUCGACUCAAAUAAAAAAGUUUACUUGGCCCCUUAUUUUUCUGAGGCCAUGGAAGGAUAUCAUAUACUUAAGGGUUCAAAGAUGAAGAAAAAAAUGAGUUGGGUCUCUCCUAAAUCUCAUAAACAAAAAGGAAAUUAUGAGUGCGGAUACUAUGUAAUGAAGACAAUGCAUACUAUUGUCGAUUCACAAAUAGUAUCUGGGUGGACUGAAAUAUUUAUAGAUCGAUCACCAUUGCCGCUAGAAGACAUAAACAUCAUUAGGGAGCAAUGGGCCACAUCUUUUAUUGACCAUUACUUUAACUAGUUUGGGCUUAUGUUU
Cajanus cajan (pigeon pea) is the source of this 447-nucleotide messenger RNA. The record is from RefSeq and is a predicted model, not a curated record. Lineage: Eukaryota; Viridiplantae; Streptophyta; Magnoliopsida; Fabales; Fabaceae.